AUGGCUCACCCUCACGAGUUGUUCAACUUUGGUAGGUCCUUCUCUUUGUCUUCCUUCUCGUCACUCAAGUUGAAAGCCACCCUCAGAGUGGUCAUUAGUGCCCAGCCUUGCGUUCCCGAUAUGCUUGUCGAGGUGAAGUCCAAGAUCAAGUUGUAUGCUACUGAGCAUCCGGGUGAUCGUACCGCUGUCGACAUGAUUUACUACUCGUUAGCGGAUCACACAGAUGGUCGCGCCUUGGUGGCAAACGCCUCUCACACCCACCCAGGGGGUGAGAAGCUGGUCAAGGACAAGAAGUCCAUGGACGAUGAAUAA
Messenger RNA from Fusarium graminearum PH-1, 312 nucleotides. RefSeq lists its product as uncharacterized. NCBI's taxonomy places the organism in Eukaryota, Fungi, Ascomycota, Sordariomycetes, Hypocreales, Nectriaceae. The record is from RefSeq and is a predicted model, not a curated record. The transcript is spliced from 6 exons. Bases 1 to 312 code for a protein of 103 amino acids.